AUGAUCAUCUUUUGCCACGAGACGGCGGACCGUAUGCGAUGCUUUCCUCGGCAGCCAUCGCGAGCCGCGUACAGAGUCGAAUCGAAACCAGAGCCAGAAGACUGCAUUCGGGAUCGGAAGCUCAAGAGGCAUGGCUUGCUUUGUCGAAUAGCGUUGCCAUUCCUCUUUCCCGACUGUGAGAGACAACACCUACCUUCAUCGAGCCUCAUCAAGAGGCGGAAUUCAUUUGAUCUUCACUAUCGAACUCUGUACGAAAGCAUCAACCGCGAGACCUGA
Molecule: messenger RNA, 276 nt
Organism: Pseudozyma hubeiensis SY62
Lineage: Eukaryota; Fungi; Basidiomycota; Ustilaginomycetes; Ustilaginales; Ustilaginaceae
Product: alpha/beta hydrolase
Exons: 1
Coding region: 1-276 (91 amino acids)
Source: RefSeq, a predicted model, not a curated record